Molecule: messenger RNA, 1970 nt
Organism: Meriones unguiculatus (Mongolian gerbil)
Lineage: Eukaryota; Metazoa; Chordata; Mammalia; Rodentia; Muridae
Gene: Tent5d
Product: terminal nucleotidyltransferase 5D
Exons: 2
Coding region: 128-1300 (390 amino acids)
Biological process (GO): mRNA stabilization
Molecular function (GO): poly(A) RNA polymerase activity; RNA binding
Source: RefSeq, a predicted model, not a curated record
GAUUGUCUCAUGACUUUACUCCAUAAGAUGAAAAUUCCUAUCUUGUCUGAAAUACACACCAAAUCAUCAUAUUGACUAUAUAGAAUUCUCAAAAGUUAUCUUUACAAGUUGAUCUAUUGACUUCACCAUGUCAGAGAUCAGAUUCAGCAAUCUCACUUGGGAUCACAUCAUAACACUGGAUCGAGUGUUAGAUGAAGUAAUCCCAGUUCAUGGAAGGGGUAAUUUUCCCACGCUGGAGGUAAAACCAAAAGAUAUUGUUCAUGUUGUGAAAGUCCAACUCAUAAAGCAGGGCAUUAUUGUUAAAGAUACCAGAUUGAACGGCUCCACAGCAAGUUACAUACUCGCAAGCCACAAUGGAAUCAGCUAUAAAGAUCUGGACAUUAUUUUUGGUGUUGAUCUACCAAGUGAUGAAGAAUUUCAUGUUGUUAAGGAUGCAGUUCUAGGUUGUCUUCUUGACUUCUUACCAAAAGGUGUUAAAAAAGAAAAGAUUACCCCAAAAACCAUGAAAGAAGCAUAUGUGCAGAAAAUGGUUAAAAUUUGCAAUAACCAGGAUCGUUGGAGUCUCAUCUCUCUUUCAAAUAACACUGGAAAGAAUGUAGAACUAAAAUUUGUGAAUUCUCUCAGGCGACAAUUUGAAUUUAGUGUAGAUUCUUUCCAAAUUCUUUUGGAUUCCAUGUUAGAUUUUUAUAGUGUCCCAAAUGCUAAGCUAACCAAAGAAUCCUGCCCUGUUGUGGUGGCUGAGAGUAUGUAUGGGGACUUCCAAGAAGCAAUGAUACAUUUGAAAUACAAGCUUAUAUCUACCAGGAAGCCUGAAGAGAUAAGAGGUGGUGGCCUUUUGAAAUACAGCAAUUUGUUGGUUCGUGACUUCAAACCAGCUUGUAAAACAGAAAUUAAGACUCUGGAACGUUAUAUGUGUUCUAGAUUUUUCAUUGACUUUCCUGAUGUAGCAGAACAGCAAAAGAAAAUUGAAUCAUACCUCCGCAACCAUUUCAUAGGUGAAGAAAAAAACAAGUAUGACUACCUUAUGACCUUGCAUGGAGUUGUGAACCAAAGUACUGUCUGCCUCAUGGGUUAUGAAAGAAGGCAGACUCUUAACAUGAUCACCCUUUUGGCUUUGAAAGUACUUGGAGAACAGAAUAUUUUACCCAGUACAGACAACGUAACUUGCUUCUAUCAACCUGCUCCAUACCUAGUUCUUGAGAGAGGAUACCCCAGUUAUUAUGUAGCAUCUGGGCCGCCAUUUGUUUAUUACCAGCCAUGUCCUCCAUUGCGGUUUCCUAUGCAAAAUGGUAUGAUGUGAGAAAUACACAUACCAGAAGUUUUGCUUCAGUACCUCUGAAAAGCGAUUUUCUAAAUUCUAUAAAAGUUAAGAUCUAUUUUUUGUGUAUUUGCCAACUAUUUUUCACCAAUUGCAGCUUAAGUCAUCAUAGAAGAGAAGGUAUCAUCUCUACACUGUCAUUUUUAAAUGAUCAUCAAAUGUUUUGACUAUAAAAUACUUCAAAUGUAGUAGAACAGUUGAAAUGACUUUUACAAUCUUACUGAGUUAAGACUUAAAAUUUGCUGUGACAGUAUGUUAAUGAUGCAAGCACUUUUGGUAUUAAAGAACACUUCUUAUGUUUUAAAACGAAGUGUAGUGGAGAUACAUUACAACAUUUUUAUGUUGUCAGUUCCUUGUUGCAACUUUUUCCCUUAGCAGAUAAUAACAGUUCUUAAAAGGAACAUAUAUAAUUUCAAAGAUAACAAAUUUAAGUGUUGUUAAAACAAUGGGUUGUAAACCUUUGUUUCCCAGUAAAAUUUGCUGGGUUGAAAACACUACUAAAGGUUGAAGGACUUCUGGGGAAGAAAUGCUCUGGAAAACAGUAAUUUGUCCUCCUCAUCAUAAAAAUUUAGCUAAUCUGAGGAUCGAAAAAAAAUAACCUUGCAGCUGAACAACCAAGAAGAUAUCUUGAAUGCAGGUUUUUGGUUUGUUU